AUGGAAUUGGCUCCUCAGCUUAGAUUCAAAAUAUAUAAGUCAUUAUUAGAUUAUUUGGUACCAGAAGAGAAAAUAGAUUUCAAAUACCUUUUUCUUUGUAGAUUGUAUGUUAAUGUGAAAUAUGCAUGCGGUAUUAAUAAUUUAAUGGAUAUUAGAUUCAUAUAUCAUCCCAUCAAAUUUUAGACUACUUUUUUUAGAUAAGAAAAAUUUUUAGGUUUAUGAAGUAGAUCCUCCUAUAUUAUUCAGUGACAUCCCAUAAAAAUUCUUUGAUUAAUAACGAUUACCAUUAACUUAGAGAUAUUAGUAUACUAGAACCAAAGAGAAUAAAAAAAAUAAUAAUUAAGAUUAAACUUGUCUUAAAUUUAUGGAAUUUUGGUCACAUAUUAUUAUAGAAAUGGGUAAGGAUGACAUUAAGAGAUUUUAAGCAUUUCUAUUAAAAUUACCUGAAUAACAUAAAAUGCCAAUCUAAUUGAGAUUGUAAUAGAAUCUUUUGUAAAACAACUAAGAAAUUAGUGAUAAUUAUAAAGGUGAUAUAAUAAGAAAAAAAAUAAAAAUAGUAAAUUAAGAAUAAUUUUGGAAUCACUAAAAACCUAUUCAAGAAAUGAAAAGGAAUUUAAUUAGUGAAUAUUAAAAUGCAUACACUAAUAAUUUAGAUGCUGUAUUAUAAGAAUUAAUGUCUUAUUGUAGUAUUUAUAAAUUGAGUUAAAAUGAUAAACUCAAAUAUGUUGAUUAGCUUUAAUUGAUUAAUGAUAUUAAACUCAAUACAGAAUAGGAUGAUAAUCCUUAUAUGAGAAAUCGUCCUCCAAAAAAAACCAAAGGAAAAGAAUAGAAUUAAGUAAGUAAAUAUGGAGAUGAGAAGAAUGCUUAACCAUAUUCUUAUAUAUAGUAAUUCAAAAAUAUAUAUGAAUAAUAAUUAAUCAAUACAGAAUUAGGAAAAUAAUUUAUAAAAACCUUUGGAUUAAAAAUUAUUGAUGAACUUGCAUGUAAUUAUUAUUUAAAUUAAUUAGAAUAGAGGAAUUUCAAUUUAGUGAAUGAUUACAAUUACGAUGAAGAAGCUAUAGGUAAAUUAUUUAAAUUAAUAUAAAAAUAGCUAUUAGCGGGAUUAAAACAAUGUAAUAAGAUCCCAUGAAUGAAGAAGUGAUUUGUAAAAAUAUAUAUCAUAAUUAAGAUCAAAGAGUACAAGGAAACAUAUUAGAUCCCUCAUUUCUAGGCUAAAUCGAAUUAGAAAAUGAUGGAGUCCAACUUGAUGAAUAACCUAAAUCAAAGGUCAAAGCAUAAUAAAAAGUACCUCCACUUAUGAAAAAACAAUAUCAAACUAAUUCUGAGUGGGAAAGAGAUCGUAACUACAUUCUUCAAUCGAUCAAUUAAUUCGAUUAUGAAAAGAAAUUUACUAGUAAUUAUAAUCAUAAUAAUUUAAAAAGAGGUUGACAUCUAUUAAGCAAUUAAAGAAGACUAUAAGUUAAGCUUUAAAAUUUCCUUAAGUACGAUCAAAAGAUAGGAGGAAAGAGAAAAAGAUUUUUAUGCAGAAGUAAGAAGAGUCUAUUCAAAUGUGAGAAGAUUACUUUAAUAUUUGUUUGAAGGUUUGGAAUAGAAAAAAAGUGAAUAGUAAAUGAAAGAGUACACUGAAACACUCAAAGAAGAAAUAAAAGCAAUCAGAAACAAAAUUAAUUAGCUAUAAACAACUGCUACUGAUAAGGAUAAGUUUAAAAGUAUUUUGUAUGAAGAUUUACAAAAAUAAAUUGAAAAGGCCAUAAAUGAGACUAUUUAUUAAUGA
This is a messenger RNA of Paramecium pentaurelia, 1774 nucleotides long. NCBI's taxonomy places the organism in Eukaryota, Ciliophora, Oligohymenophorea, Peniculida, Parameciidae. The record is from the annotation of a GenBank genome assembly.